UCAGUAGUAUCACUCUAGAGCUCGAUGCGUACGGACGCUCUCGUUUGUGGUGAAACAAGUUUUUAAACUAAAACCCUCACUAUACGCAGUGAAUGUCAGGGACUAUCCGAAAUGAAUGGUAAGAUGAGAGCAACGACGGGGUUGAUAAACCUGUUGGCAUUCAUUUGCACGUUCGCUGGAAAUGACAUCAAUGGAGAACUGUUGCCAGAAAAUGUACCCUUAUCACAAUCGGUUUCAAAUAAUCCACUCAUGCCAAACGAUGAACAAAGUGUUAGAGAUUGCCCAUACACAAACUUUCCAUACGCUAAAAGAGGAUUGGCUAGUUCAAUUUUUGCAGAACAGUACCAGGAUAAAACCUUUGCUCAUGUAGUCAAACUUGAUACAGUCGAGGAAUCAUCAUGUGUCGGCAUAAUCGUAGAUCAAUCUCACAUUCUGACUACGAAACAAUGUGCACAGAAAGAACCCCAAACGAUCAGUUUUCAAAAUGUAACUUUACCGCGCUGGGGUAUUCUCAACACAAAGUACCAUCUUAGCCUUGAUGUCGCCAUUAUACAACUUAAAACCAAUUUAAGCAUAGACAAACAGAUCACACCCGCAUGCUUGUGGACCGGCUCAACCAGUAAUGGGUUUUCCAGAGUUCAACGUGUUUCAAGGGAUUAUCAUACUGGUGGAUUGACGAUUAGUUCAACUGAAUGUAAAAUUGGAGGGCGAGCGCAGUGUUUCGAAAACGCAAAAAAGGCAUCCGAUGGUUUUCUACAGGUCCAAGCCGUUUCCAACUACCGACAGCAUCCAUUUCUGAUUGCGCUUGGUUCUGAUGCUGAUGGAUCGCUACUGGAAGUGUCGAGUUAUUGGGAGUGGAUUCAAACCGAGACGGGUUCCAGUGUGGAUCCCAUUGAAUGUGCUGUAAGAUACUUCAAAUUACGGGAGUAUGAUGACCGAGUCGCCACCGUUCACCGUUCUGAUAAAUACCAAUCAAUCCAGUUGAUGAACGCAUAUGUUGCCCCCUCAGUCAAUAACGGUUAUAAAGUUUUGAUUGGUCACUACGUAGAGGAUCCAGUUAAGGAAACCGUUGUCACCUAUAGUUGCUACGGUACUUUGAUACAUCGUAACUUUGUGUUGACUACAGCGAGCUGCAUUGACGGUUUCAAAAAUGAAGCUUUGAUUGUAGAAAUGAAACAAGAUAGAACAUAUCGGCUGUCCUCCGAUCCAAAUUUUUUACUGAAAGCCCAAAGUCAGUAUUUGGAACAGGUAACCGUGGCAGAAGUUUUUCUACAUCCCAAUUUUAGUAUAUCACCACUGCACGACGAUUUGGCACUAUUGCUACUGGAUCCUGUUGAGUUGAAAUUUGACACUAACUUUAAACCGGCCUGUCUGUGGACUUACGACUCUAUCAAAAUAGAAGCAUUUCAAACUAACGGUCAUGGCCCCCAGAGGACAGUUGAAAAUCUAGAAGAACGAGUUGAGCUGUUGCUUCAGGACAGAAGCGAAACAGAGCUCUAUUUGAUUUCUAAAGUGCUGGAGGAUUGUCCCUUCAAUUUGACCAGGAAUCAAAUGUGCGUGGGAGAAACCGGUACACUCGUACCUGGGACCUGCAAGUCCAACUUGGGUUCGGCAAUGUCUCGUGAAAUUGGAAUUUUUCAUUCUUUUUAUUAUGACUACGUCUUUGCGAUCAACAGCAAAGGAGAUGAAUGCGGCAUCAAUGUACCUUCCACGUUCACGAAAGUUGCACCGUAUGUUAAAUGGAUUGACAGUAUCAUCUUUGGCGAAAAUGUUGAAUUCAACAACUCCGACAUCUACUACGGUGACGAAUGCAAGUUGCGAGGUGGAUCUACAGGAGUGUGUCUAACGGUUGAAGAAUGUCCCGGAAUUGUUGAUGACCUGAUGACAGGAGACGCUGCAAACUUGGAGCACUGUGGUUUCAUGAAGGGAGACAUUAUGGUGUGCUGUUCCUCCAUGGAUUCGGCUCCAAGUAAUCUACCAAGCACUGAUCUCAAUGAGUUGGUGAAAGAAAUCGAUCAGUGUCCGGAGUUAUACUCAGAUCUUCGAAAGGGUAGAUCUCCAUACAAUUUUUGGAAGGGUGAAGAGACCUUUUUGGGAUUGAUCAAAUCAAACUCUUCAUCAAACACAUGCGACGCAACUUUAAUCGCUAAAAACUUUGUCAUCACCUCCGCUAGUUGCUACAAAAGAUUUUCCCAGGACGAGCAAUUAAGUGUCAAAAUAGGUUCGAACAAUGUACAACACAGCGGCGUGGAGAAAGUCGUGGUUCAUCCUCUACACGAAGCAAACAGCCACGAGAACAAUCUUGCAGUGCUGAAGUUGAAAAACGCAGUCACCGUUAGCGAAGAAUCGAUUCCAGCUUGCCUAUGGAAUACGCGAUCGCACAUCCCCUUUGCAUUGGAAAUAAUCGGAACGACGAAUAACGAAGUUUUCAAAGUUCCAGCCUAUCCUCUGUAUCAGAAAAGAUGCGAAAAGCAACGAUUUUCGAAUCUUACCAGUACUGAACUCUGUGCAGCGCACGAAGGAUCUGCUGUCAAAGAAAACUCGAUGAUCUGCCAUGACGCUGGAAGUGGUAUCUACAACUACUACGCCCAUGGUUUGUAUGAAUCACAAGUUUCGUAUCUUGUGGGAAUCUAUACCCGUGGAACCGACUGCGAAGAUAGUGCCGUGGGAAUCUUUACUCGAAUAAGUCACCAUUUCGGUUGGAUCAAAAGUGUUAUUUAUCGUAACUUUUAACGAAUUAAAGUAAGCAGCAACAUA
Messenger RNA from Ochlerotatus camptorhynchus, 2757 nucleotides. RefSeq lists its product as uncharacterized. The transcript is spliced from 12 exons. The record is from RefSeq and is a predicted model, not a curated record. Gene Ontology annotation, molecular function: serine-type endopeptidase activity. Lineage: Eukaryota; Metazoa; Arthropoda; Insecta; Diptera; Culicidae. The coding region runs from base 112 to 2733 and encodes 873 amino acids. Gene Ontology annotation, biological process: proteolysis.